AUGACCUGCAGCUUUUCCUUACAGUGCGACAGAGCUGACAGCCUUUCUCUCUUUGACCUCACCUCUGGCGCCUCUCCUGCUCCUGCUGCCGAUGCUGAUCCCACUGUCCGCUCUCAGUGGGCCACCCGCGAUGCUGCUGCACGUCUUGCUGUGCGUCGCCACCUCCCUACCUCUGAGCGUGCGCAUUUUAGUCAGUACAAGGGUGCUCAGACCUUGUACGACGCUGUAGUUGCACGCUACUCCUCUCCUGCCACUGCUGCACUGAGCCGUCUCAUGCUUCCCUACCUCUUUCCUGACCUCUCUGCCUUUCCCACUGUCGCUGACCUCAUUACGCACCUCCGCACUAGUGACACUCGCUACCGCGCCGCCCUUCCUGCUGAGGGUGCUCUCCUUCCCCCUUGCUGCCCUCUGUUGCCUCUGCUGCUGCGGCCGACCUGCUUGGUCUUGAGUCGGUCGGCGCGGCGUCUGCCCCUAGUGGGAGACGUCGCUCUGGCAAGGGCAAAGGGGGGCAAGGGCGCGGGCGGAGCUGGAGGGGGCGGUGGCGGUGGCGGCGGAGGCGGCGGAGGGAGUGGGGGUGGCGGCGGGAGUAGUGGUAGUGGUGGUGGUGGUGGUGGCAGCAGCGGCGGAGACGGUGGUGGUGGUGGCACCGGUGGUGGUGGAGGCAGCAGCGGGAGUGGAGGCGGUGGAGGUGGAGGCGGUGGAGGUGGAGGCGGUGGAGGCGGCGGCGGAGGAGGCGGUGGUGGUGGAGGAGGUGGAGCUGGUCGUGGUGGUACCCAGCAGCGGAGCGGCGGUGGUGGUGGCCAGCGCUCGCAGCGGCAGCAGCAGCAGCGUUCGCGGGACAUCCCUCCGCCUCAGCAGCUUCGUGAGUGGUACACUGCGCGUCAGAGGGGUGGGGGUACUGGUCCCUGCGCCUACGUUCUUCGUUCCGGCGACCGCGCGGCGAUCUUUGAUCUUGAUUUUGAUGCUAUCCUUUCUGCUAUGUAUGCUGUGACUUAUAGUGAGGAGAAUGAGGGUUACCGGUGUUUCCAGCCCGACCCGGGCAUUGGUACUGCUGCACUAGGUACUUGUGAGGCUGCUGCUCUAGGUGCCAGUGCGUCUGCGCUCUCAGGUACUAGUGAGACUGCGCUCUCAGGUGCUGGUGAGACUGCGCUCUCAGGUACUGCGUCGCCCUCGUCCUCCCUCACUUUCACACUUGACUCUGGGGCUUCUCGCUCCUUCUUUCGAGACCGCACUACCCUCACGCCACUUGGCCGACCGGUUGCGGUCUCCCUUGCUGACCCCUCUGGGGGUCCUGUCCUGUCUCACUUCUCCACUGUCCUCCCGUGUCCGGCUGCCCCUUCGGGCACCCUGUCUGGUCUAUACCUUCCCUCGUUCUCUACGAACUUGGUGAGUGGUGCGGACCUACAGGAUGCGGGGGUUCACCAGUUCACUCCUGCGAGGCGGCGGGUGACCCACUGCACGGACGCAGACACAGGCCGACACCUGGCCACCUUUUCGCGUCGGCCGGGGUCGAGUCUCUACACCCUGACCACUUCGUCUCCUCCUGUCCCUGUGUCUGGUCAGGUAGCUGCGUCAGGUCAGGUGUUUGCUGCUGCGUCCCGGUCAGGUCCUGAGUCUGCCCCCUGUUCCUGUCGCCUCCUGUCUCACGAGACUCUCCUGUGGCACCACCGUCUAGGCCACCCCUCCUUGGCUCGUCUUCGGAGCAUGGCCUCCCGUGUCCUUGUCUCUGGUCUUCCCCGGUCUCUCCCUUCUCCCCCCCCCGGGCCAGGGCCUUCCUGUGUCCCCUGUGUCGAGGGUCGCCUCCGGGCUACUCCUCACUCCUCCCACUUCCCCCCGACAGAGGCUCCGCUGCAGACGCUUCACAUGGAUGUGUGGGGCCCGGCCCCCGUCCGUGGGCAGGGUUACGAGCGCUACUUCCUGUUGGUGGUUGACGACUACUCGCGUUACACCACAGUCCUCCCCUUGCGCAGCAAGGGUGCUGUUACUGAGGUGCUGAUCGACUGGAUCCGCGAGGCUCGUCUCCAGCUCAGGAAGAGCUUCGGCUCUGACUUUCCUGUUCUGCGUCUGCACUCGGACAGAGGCGGAGAGUUCUCCUCUCGCCUUCUGCGAGACUACUGUCGUGCACGGGGGAUCCGCCAGACCUUCACGCUUCCGGACUCACCACAGCAAAAUGGGAUUGCUGAGCGCCGCAUUGGCAUGGUCAUGGAUGUCGCUCGUACGUCCAUGAUGCAUGCGGCUGCCCCCCAUUUUCUGUGGCCGUUUGCGGUGAGGUACGCGGCGCAUCAGCUCAACCUUCACCCGCGGGUCUCUAGGCCUGCGAUGUCCCCAGCCUUGCUGUGGACGGGGAAGGUUGGCGAUGCGUCUGUGUUUCGUGUCUGGGGAUCUCGGGCGUUUGUCCGCGACUUGUCUGCGGACAAGCUGUCCCCUCGUGCUGCUCCCUGUGUCUUCCUUGGCUUCCCCACUGACGCCCCAGGGUGGCAGUUCUACCACCCCUCCUCUCGUCGUGUUCUGUCCUCCCAGGACGUCACGUUCGACGAGUCGGUCCCCUUCUACCGUCUCUUCCCCUACCGCACUCCUUCCCUCCCCCCUCCCCCGGACUUCCUUGUGCCGGUAGACGCCGUUGACCCGGUCGAGGUUACUGGUGACUCUGGUGCUGCUGCGGGUGCUGAACCUGGGGGUGCUGACUCUGGGGGUGCUGCCCGCGGGGGUGCUGAGCCUGGAGGAGCUGCUGCUGGGGGUCCUGAGCCUGGGGGUGCUAGUGCGGAGGGUGCGGAGCCUAGGAGUGCUGCGCCGGGGGGUGCUGUCACUGGAGGUGCUGGGUCAGGGGGUGCUGAGUCGGGAGCUGCUGAGCCUGGGGGUGCUGAGUUGGGAGCUGCUGCGCCUGGGGGUGCUGUGUCUGGAGCUGCUGAGCCUGGGGGUGCUGCGUCUGGAGCUACUUCGCCUGGGGUUUCUCCUGCUGCUCAGCCUCCCCGGGAGCCUCUCUCUCCACACGAGCUGCGCGAGUGGUUCGCUCGUCGUUGGAGGCGUGCUGCUGAGUCUGGGGGUGCUGCUGGAGCUGGAGCUGGACCUUCUUCGACUGACGAGGGUGCUGGUGCUGCCGGUCCCGGAGCUGCUGGGCCUGCGGGCCCUCUUGGGGCUGGCGCUGCUGAGGGUGUUGGUGCUGAGACUGCUGCUGUUGGUCCUGCUGCUGGAGGAGUUGGUGGCCCUGGUGCUGUCGCUGAGGGUGCUGGAGCUGUCCCUGCUGCGCCUCGAGCUGCUGAGCGGCCUCGACCGUACUUCGUUCCGCUCUUGCAGCAGGUUCUUGGUCUUUCUCCUCCGGUAGAGAGUCCACCGCCUGUCCAGUCACAGUCCCUGCUGGAGCCUUCCUCUCCGCUACCUGCUCCCUCUCCUUACACUGGUCCUACUGGAGGUCUUGCUGGACGUCGUCAGCCUGCGUCUUGUCCUGCGUCGCCUGUUCGUCCUGCUCGCGCUACUGGUCGCGGUUCGCGUCAGCGUCCUCCUCCUGUCCCUGGCACGCACCAGAUGUCUUUGCGUCCGUCCACUGCUCCUCUGCGUGCCCCUUUGCCUUCUCCUCCUGCGUCCUCUCUUCCUGCGCUUGCCGACCCUGCGUCGGACUCUCUGCGUGCUGCCAGUCCUACUGUCACGCGUUUCCUUGCUACUGUGGUCACUGACCCUUCUUUCGAGUCUUCUGCUGCGUCUGCCCUACUCACUGAGCUUGUCGACUUUGCUGCUCGCUGUCGCUUAGACUACGCUGCUAGUCUUGUUGCUGAGUCUGCGUCUGUCUGUCCUCCGUCCGUCGGGGGUGAGUGUGCUCUUGGCACGGACGUCCUAGAGGACAGGCAGGAGGAGUUGCAGUGUCUAGCGGCUGCUUCACCUCAUCUCGCGUCUGUACUGCUUGCCCCUGAGGGAGACCCGGAUGCACUAGACAUCCCGACUCCGCGUUCUUACGCGGAGGCUGUAGAGGGUCCCUACUCCUCUCAGUGGCAGGCAGCUAUGGAUGCAGAAAUGGCUUCCUGGAAGUCCACAGGCACCUACGUUGACGCAGUUCCCCCUCCUGGGGCGAACAUCGUCAGUGGCAUGUGGAUCUUCAGGGUGAAGCAGCCGCCGGGCUCUCCGCCUGUCUUCAAGGCGCGUUACGUCGCUCGUGGCUUCAGUCAGCGGCAGGGAGUUGACUACUUUCAGACCUUCUCUCCCACUCCGAAGAUGACCACUCUUCGGGUGCUGCUGCACGUUGCCGCUCAGCGCGACUACGAGCUUCACUCUCUCGACUUCAGCACUGCGUUCCUGCAGGGUAGCCUGCACGAGGAGAUCUGGCUGCGCCGUCCGCCUGGCUUCACUGGGACUUUCCCUCCUGGCACCCAGUGGAGCCUCCGACGGCCAGUCUACGGUCUCCGCCAGGCACCGCGUGAGUGGCACGACACACUGAGGACUACGCUUGCGGCUCUUGGGUUUGCUCCUUCCACUGCUGACCCGUCGCUGUUUCUUCGCACCGACACUUCCUUGCCGCCGUUCUACAUCCUCGUGUACGUAGACGACUUGGUCUUUGCCACAGCGGACACUGCUGGACUCGCCUACGUGAAGUCCGAGCUGCUGAAGAGACACACGUGCACAGACCUGGGUGAACUGCGCAGCUACCUUGGCUUGCAGAUCACUCGGGACAGAGCACGCCGCACCAUUACCCUGACUCAGUCACACAUGGUGCAGCAGGUCCUUCAGCGCUUCGGCUUCACGUACUCCUCGCCUCAGGCCACUCCUCUGCCUACUCGCCACUCGCUCUCAGCUCUGCCUUCGGAUGAGUCCGUAGAGUCGAGUGGCCCGUAUGCAGAGCUUGUUGGCUGCCUCAUGUACCUGAUGACCUGCACACGACCUGACCUUGCAUACCCUCUGAGCAUCCUUGCACGCUAUGUUGCUCCUGGGAGACACCGACCUGAGCACAUGGCUGCAGCGAAGAGGGUAUUGCGCUACCUGUGCAGUACGUCGGGCAUGGGGCUAGUGCUUGGAGGGCGGAGUCCAGUGGUCCUUACGGGCCACGCGGACGCUUCUUGGGCUGACGACCAGGCUACGCAGCGGUCGUCACAGGGUUACACCUUCAGCCUUGCCGGGGCCAUGGCUGCGCAGGAGCUUCGCUGGCUCACCUACCUGCUGACUGACCUUGGAGAGCCGCCUCGUUCUCCUCCAGUGCUGUACGUAGACAACAAGGCCAUGCUGGCCUUGUGUCGAGAGCAGCGUCUGGAGCACAGAACGAAGCACAUUGCUCUCCGCUACUUCCUUGCUCGUGAGCUGCAGCAGCGUGGUCAGCUGCGACUUGCGUACGUGGCCUCUGAGGCCAACACUGCUGAUGUGUUCACCAAGGCACUCGCGCCUUGUGACCAUCAGCGCUUGUGUACCCAGCUGGGUCUUGUGCCUGUCUUGCCUCACUUGCUCUCUUCUUGA
This is a messenger RNA of Closterium sp. NIES-65, 5433 nucleotides long. The record is from the annotation of a GenBank genome assembly. Lineage: Eukaryota; Viridiplantae; Streptophyta; Zygnematophyceae; Desmidiales; Closteriaceae.